CAAACAUUAGGUUACUUAAAUUGUCAUUAGUCAUAGUUAUUUGUUAUAAAACAAGGUUUUUAAAUAUUUUUAUAUAUAAAUAAUUUUCGCAUAUUUUUCAUCGAAAUCCAAAUAGUUCAAUUUUCAAUCAAAAUGUUUCAGUUUGGUUUUAUGUUCCCUGAGAUUCCCAGGCCUUUUAAUAUGACCUACCAGUGCUAUUCUGUUGCCAUGUUUCCUGGAAAUGAACGGCAAGAUGUAGAAAGAGGAGGAAAAAUAAUUAUGCCUCCCUCAGCUUUGGAGCAACUAACUAGGUUAAAUAUUAACUACCCAAUGUUAUUUAAACUAGUAAAUAAAAAAACUAAUCGCACUACUCAUUGUGGUGUUUUAGAGUUUGUUGCUGAUGAAGGAAAAGUGUAUUUGCCUUUAUGGAUGAUGCAUAAUUUGGUACUUACAGAAGGUGAUUUAGUUCAAAUGGAAAGUGUGUCACUUCCAGUAGGUACAUUUUCUAAAUUUCAGCCUCUAAAUCCAGAUUUCCUUGAUAUUACCAAUCCUAAAGCUGUUUUGGAAAAUUGUCUCAGAUCAUUUGCUUGUCUUACUACAGGGGAUGUUAUAGCUGUCAAAUAUAAUCAAAAAGCAUACGAGCUAUGUGUAUUGGAAACAAAACCUGGAGACGCUAUUAGUAUCAUUGAAUGUGAUAUGAAUGUAGAAUUCGCAGCUCCAGUAGGUUAUAAAGAGCCAGAAAAAGAGAAAAAAGAACACGAAGAGAUGUCUGUGGAUCCAGCCGAUUUGAUGCCAGAACCGUCUGGAUUCGUAGCUUUUCGAGGAGCUGGAAAUCGUUUAGAUGGAAAGAAACGGAAAGAUACAGCUGGAAGUGAAAAUAUAUCAAAACCUACAUAUGUUAAAGGGAUUCCAGAUUAUGAUUAUAAAAUUGGUACUCUGAAAUUCAUAAGGAGAACGGUAAAACCGAAAUCUAAUGAUGCACCAGAAGAUACAGAGUUUAAAGCGUUUAGUGGUACAGGAUUUAGCUUAAGAGGUAGAACGUAAGGUUAAAAUAUGAUUUCUGUGAUACUUAUAUAAAUUUCUUUCUUUUUCUUAGAUUAGUUAAUAUUUUCUGUUUUACCAAAUAAAUUAUUAUAUAGGA
This is a messenger RNA of Diorhabda sublineata, 1120 nucleotides long. RefSeq names its product ubiquitin fusion degradation protein 1 homolog (gene Ufd1-like). Gene Ontology annotation, cellular component: VCP-NPL4-UFD1 AAA ATPase complex. The transcript is spliced from 6 exons. Bases 133 to 1023 code for a protein of 296 amino acids. Lineage: Eukaryota; Metazoa; Arthropoda; Insecta; Coleoptera; Chrysomelidae. Gene Ontology annotation, molecular function: polyubiquitin modification-dependent protein binding. The record is from RefSeq and is a predicted model, not a curated record.